This is a messenger RNA of Ruditapes philippinarum (Manila clam), 589 nucleotides long. RefSeq lists its product as uncharacterized. Bases 118 to 528 code for a protein of 136 amino acids. The record is from RefSeq and is a predicted model, not a curated record. The transcript is spliced from 4 exons. Lineage: Eukaryota; Metazoa; Mollusca; Bivalvia; Venerida; Veneridae. Gene Ontology annotation, molecular function: protein binding.
CAUUUAAAGAGCUAGUCGUGACUUUCAACAUGUCUCUUAUCUCUUGGGAACAGUGGAUGUGAACUCAGUUUUGACAAUAUUUUCAACGUUAUUACAUCUUGGUUUUAUACUACAAAAAUGUUUUGUGUUGGUUUUCUAUUUGUUUUGGCAAUCGGCAUCGCACAAGGAGAUUUAUGCGACUUUGUCUUUGAUAAGGACUGUGCGUUCUUGUUUGACACGGUACAUGUUUGUGGAACGAAUGGAGAGUCAUACAGGAACACCUGUUUCUUGGCCAAGGCUUAUUGUGCUGACAAUACAAUUCAUAAAGCACACGACGGCGCAUGCGCAACAUCAACCACACCCUCACCGGUACAUGGAAGUCAGAUUGCCCUUGAUAUUUUCUGCUUGGACUUGAUUUAUAUUACAUGUCCUUCUGGUGGAAGUAAAAUCUGUGGAAGCGAUGGGACAUUCUACGAAAAUAUAUGUGAAUUUGACAAAGCUCGUUGUUUCCACAGAACUCUCCAAGACAACGGUAUCAACUGCUCUUAAAUGAUUUAAGAAUCUUUAAGAUAUUGGCUGUUAACAGAAAUAAUUAAAUUUAUUACACAUG